Messenger RNA from Anastrepha obliqua, 1332 nucleotides. RefSeq lists its product as uncharacterized. NCBI's taxonomy places the organism in Eukaryota, Metazoa, Arthropoda, Insecta, Diptera, Tephritidae. Gene Ontology annotation, cellular component: neuron projection membrane. The coding region runs from base 1 to 1161 and encodes 386 amino acids. The transcript is spliced from 5 exons. The record is from RefSeq and is a predicted model, not a curated record. Gene Ontology annotation, biological process: synapse organization.
AUGGCAUUGAAAGAGACAAAAACUAUUUGUGGCGAUGUGCCGCCCCACUACUGGGAAACACCUUACUCCCAGCCCUACUUUGACAACUCGUCGAGACGAGAAGUGACAGCGACAGUAGGACAAGCAGCCUUGCUUCACUGUCGUGUGCGGAAUCUGGGCGAUAGAGCGGUAUCAUGGAUACGCAAACGUGACUUGCAUAUACUCACCGUCGGCAUACUCACCUACACAAACGAUCAACGAUUUCAAUCGCUACACACCGAAGGCUCAGAUGAAUGGACGUUGAGGAUAUCUUCGCCACAGCCAAGAGAUUCUGGCACAUACGAGUGUCAAGUGUCCACCGAGCCGAAGAUAAGCCAAGGAUUUCGACUGAAUGUAGUUGUUUCUCGCGCAAAAAUUCUUGGAAAUUCGGAACUUUUCAUCAAAAGUGGCAGCGACAUAAAUCUCACCUGUCUAGCCAUGCAAUCGCCCAUACCGCCCUCCUUCAUUUACUGGUAUAAGGGUAAACGUGUGAUGAAUUAUUCACAACGAGGCGGCAUCAAUGUCAUAACGGAACGUUCGACGCGCACCAGUAAAUUAUUGAUAGCGAAGGCAACUCCAUCCGAUUCGGGGAAUUAUACAUGCUCGCCGAGCAGUUCAGAUUCUGCCUCGGUAGUGGUGCACGUCAUCAAUGGUGAACAUCCGGCUGCCAUGCAACAUGGCAAUAGCAGCGCCAAUCGCCUUUCCAGUACGCUGCACGGCAUCCUCUCUCGAAUAACCCAACGCAUGCUCACCACACUGACCGCAAGCAUCACCACAGCGGCAACAACAACAACAGCAACUGGAGCGGUAGCAUGCUCAAGUGAACAACUUCUGGCCACUAGGGUGCUACAACGACAGACAACGUGGCUCGUGUUGCUACUGAGGUGUUUGCUACAACGACUGCUGCUCGCCGCGACCACAACAAAUUGGUGCAUCGUGGCGAUGGGCUGGUUACUCUCCAAGUGGGCACUGCAAUGCGGUCAAUGGCAGCAGAAACAACAGCUACACCAACAAGAACAACAGCAACAGCAACUGCAGCAGCAACGGCAACGAAAACAUCGAGUGCGGCAACCACUAGAGGACUGUUGUUGGUGUUGGUGGCAUUGGCGAGGAUGGAGUGCUGGCACUUGGUUGCACAGGUGAUUGGUAAAUUGAACAGAAGUGGGGGAAAGAAUGAGGAACUAAAAACAAUGACACAGAAAAGAACAUGAAUGACUGCGAUUUUACACGUAUAGUAAUUGUAGUUGUAAUUGUAUAUAAAUAUUUGGUUUUUUCUUUUCUAUCUAUGCGACGGCUAAGACUCACGGCAGUGCA